AGAAGCCUCAAAGAAAACAAACUACAAAGAACUAUUCGAAAAAUCUUUUUAAAGUUAAAUAAAGUUAAUUAAAAUAUCAGAUAAAAAUGCGUUUAACAAUUUUUCUUGUUGCAAUUUUUGCAAUCUUUUCAUUUACUAAUUCAGUUCCUGUUGAUGACAAAGAAAUUGUCAACAAUGCACCUGAUGAAACUUUGGAAGUAAUUGUUCCACAACGAGCAAGAUGCAAUUCAACUAGAUGUGCCUUAGAUUGCUGGCUUGCGAACUGGCGAACAGGAAACUGUGAUGGAAGUACUUGUCGUUGCCACAACUGAUACAAAAUAUCAAUAUAUUCUUUAACUUAUUAACUUAAUGUUAUUAUUCCUGAUUUUAUAAAUAAUAUUCUAAAAACUAGCUGCA
Molecule: messenger RNA, 396 nt
Organism: Chironomus riparius
Lineage: Eukaryota; Metazoa; Arthropoda; Insecta; Diptera; Chironomidae
Source: the annotation of a GenBank genome assembly